AUGAGAAUGUUUAGGACAACGAUCUUUGGUCCACUGUUGGACGUAGAUCUUGUAUUUAAUGGGAAACUUUUUUACCAUUUUCUGUUGAGGGAGGUAACUGAUGCGAACCCAGACGUUAUAGCAUUCAAUAUACUGAAGAAGAAGGUAAAAUUCUUCCAAGAUGAUUUUAAUUUGAUAACUGGGUUGUGGUCGACCAAGAAAAUAGUAGAAAGAGAAACAAGCGAUGAGAGACUGCGACAACUCAUUCUUAGACCGAAGGACCCAAAUGAUAAAGAUAGUUCUUGCAAGGACGUGGAGAAUGCAUUCAAGAAGUUAACUUUUACAAACGAUGAAGAUGUCGUCAAGGUUGCAUUGGCAUUAUUCAUUGAAAUAGUGAUGAUUGAAAAAGACAAGAAAACCCUAUUUGAUGUGAAGACAUUUGGGAUUGUUGAUGACCCUGAAGUCUUUAGACAUUAUGACUGGUUGUCCGUCUUUUUCAAACGUACAUUGAAUAUUAUGAAGACUAACAUGCAUGGGAAGAAGGAGGCACAUGAGACAAAUAAAGCAGAAAAUGCUCAUCAUGCCGCAUAUUACUGUAUAAAAGGAUUUGCAGUUGCAUUCUAG
This is a messenger RNA of Benincasa hispida (wax gourd), 603 nucleotides long. RefSeq lists its product as uncharacterized. NCBI's taxonomy places the organism in Eukaryota, Viridiplantae, Streptophyta, Magnoliopsida, Cucurbitales, Cucurbitaceae. The record is from RefSeq and is a predicted model, not a curated record.